This is a messenger RNA of Paecilomyces variotii, 1503 nucleotides long. RefSeq names its product proteasome maturation ans ribosome synthesis protein Nop10. Gene Ontology annotation, cellular component: preribosome, small subunit precursor. Gene Ontology annotation, biological process: ribosomal small subunit biogenesis; maturation of SSU-rRNA. The transcript has 2 exons. Gene Ontology annotation, molecular function: RNA endonuclease activity. NCBI's taxonomy places the organism in Eukaryota, Fungi, Ascomycota, Eurotiomycetes, Eurotiales, Thermoascaceae. The record is from RefSeq and is a predicted model, not a curated record. Bases 199 to 1440 code for a protein of 413 amino acids.
AGAGUCGAGACUGGGAGAAGCGAUAGCGCUAAGAUAAGCUUAACGCACAGACCAUCUCACUGAAAAUUCCAGGCGAGAAAUCAUCACCACCAGCGGAGGGGCACAAACAUACCCAACUUACGGAUCGCGCUUCGUUGGGUUCCUCUUUCUCUCUCUUUAUUAUUACUUUCAGAGCCAGAUUUGGCAACUGUCGCCAUCAUGUCCGGUUCAACCCCGGCGACGAAGCCGGUGCACACAAUCGUUCUCGAUGCCGGACCCCUCCUCAAGAACAUCCCUCCACUGUCCACGCUCCUUGCGCAGUCAGAAGAACUCGCCACGACCCCUUCUGUCAUUAAUGAAAUCCGUGAUCCCGAUGCCAGGGCGCGAGUCGAAACGCUAUACCUUCCGUUCCUCAAACAGAGGACGCCUACACCGAAAAGUAUUAGUGUCAUCAGUGAAUUUGCACGAAAGACUGGAGACAGGGCCGUUCUGAGUAAAGUCGAUAUCGAAAUACUUGCGCUGGCGUAUGAACUCGAAUGCGAGAGGAAUGGAGGUGACUGGAGAUUGAGGAGCGUCCCAGGACAGAAGAGAGUUAAUGGAAAACCGCCCGUGAAGGAGGAGACUAAGGUAGAGGAGCUCACAAAGGAAUUGGAGAAUACCACUCUCCAGAGUGCAGAGACUCCCGUCCCAGAGACUCCCGUCCUGGAAGAAAAUGAAGAAAAUGGGAGCCCCGCUACGGAAGAACAGACAUCUCCAGAACAGAUCAUCGAGCCUCAAUCGGCAGAAGAGGCAGAAGAGGCAGAAGAUGACGAAGAGUCCGAUGGUGGAGAGUGGAUUACGCCCUCAAAUCUCAAGAAGAAGCAGGCCCGCGAUGAGGGCAGCGCAGCAAUCACAGCUACUGAACCUAAGGUCAUGCAGGUCGCAACAAUGACCACAGACUUUGCGUGUCAAAACGUACUGCUUCAGAUGAACUUGAACCUAUUAUCUACGACCACUCUACAAAGGAUUCAACACCUCAAGACAUACAUCAAACGCUGCCAUGCAUGCUUUGCUACCACGAAGGACAUGACAAAGCAGUUCUGUCCCCGAUGUGGAAAGGACACUCUCACCAGAGUCUCGUGCUCGACGAAUGCGAGUGGAGAGUUCAAGAUGCAUCUGAAGAAAAACAUGCAAUGGAACACUCGAGGAGACAAAUACAGUAUCCCGAAACCGGUGCAUGGAAGCGCUAGCGGAAAGUGGAAGGGCGGUGGUGGCCAGGGAGGAUGGGGAACCGGCCUUAUUCUCGCGGAAGAUCAGAAAGAGUAUGUGAAGGCCAGAACAGAAGAACAGAGACGGCUCAGGAAGGAGCGAGAUCUCAUGGAUGAGGAUUACCUGCCUGGUAUUCUCACUGGCGAGCGCCAUAGGACUGGCGGUCGGAUCAAGGUGGGAGCUGGACGCAGCGUGAAUUCUAGAAAGCGCUAGUUCUAUUUGCAUCUGCAUGAGGGAUGACCGGAGUUCUGGUAGGAAAAAAGUGUAUUUAAGAGA